This is a messenger RNA of Neocloeon triangulifer, 1432 nucleotides long. RefSeq names its product G protein alpha q subunit-like. The record is from RefSeq and is a predicted model, not a curated record. Bases 200 to 1261 code for a protein of 353 amino acids. Gene Ontology annotation, molecular function: G-protein beta/gamma-subunit complex binding; guanyl nucleotide binding; GTPase activity. The transcript is spliced from 8 exons. Gene Ontology annotation, cellular component: heterotrimeric G-protein complex. NCBI's taxonomy places the organism in Eukaryota, Metazoa, Arthropoda, Insecta, Ephemeroptera, Baetidae. Gene Ontology annotation, biological process: adenylate cyclase-modulating G protein-coupled receptor signaling pathway.
UGCGCGAGGGUUACUCGGACGGCUAGUGUCGACGUUGCACUCCCCGAAAUCGUUUCUCUCUAGCUAGACCAGCACGCUGACAACACCACGGCGAACCUCUACACCCACCUCAUCGGCCACUGCAUCAAACAAGACUCCUCUUCGGGAAGUCUCUGCCAAGACUGCUCGAUCGCGCUGAAGAUAAUCAACAAGUGGCACAAUGGCCUGUUGUCUGUCCGAGGAAGCUAAAGAGCAGAAGAGGAUAAACGCGGAAAUCGAGAAGCAGCUGAAGAAUGACAAGAGGAAUGCGAGGCGCGAGCUCAAGCUGCUGCUGCUGGGAUGCGGAGAGUCGGGAAAAUCCACCUUCAUCAAGCAGAUGAGAAUUAUCCACGGCUCCGGUUACUCCGACGAGGACAAGAAAGGCUUCACUAAACUCAUCUACCAGAACGUGGUCAUGGCCAUGCAGUCCAUGAUCAAGGCCAUGACGAUGCUUAACAUCGAGUAUGGUGACGCCGCCAGUGUUCAAAAAGCCGAAACGGUCAUGGAAGAGGAUUUCGAAAUGGUUACCUCGUUCGAACCUCCCCUUUCGACUUACGUUGAGGAAUUGUGGAAAGACACUGGAAUCCAAGAUGCUUACGCCAGGCGUCGCGAAUACCAGCUCACAGAUUCUGCCAACUACUACAUGUCCGACUUGGAUAGAAUCAAGGCACCCGAUUACCUGCCCUCUGAGCAGGACAUUUUGCGAGCUCGUCAGCCCACUACUGGAAUUAUUGAGUACCCAUUCGAUCUGGACUCUAUCAUCUUCCGAAUGGUGGACGUGGGAGGACAGCGAUCUGAAAGACGGAAGUGGAUUCACUGUUUCGAAAAUGUGACAUCCAUCAUUUUCUUGGCCGUGCUCAGCGAGUACGACAUGAUCUUGUAUGAAUCUGACAAUGAGAACCGUAUGAACGAAUCUCUGGCUUUGUUCAGAACCAUCAUUACCUACCCGUGGUUCGCCAAUUCGUCCAUUAUUCUUUUCAUGAACAAGAAAGAUUUGUUGGAAGAGAAAAUCGUCUACUCUCAUUUGGUCGAUUACUUUCCCGAUUUCGAUGGGCCGAAGCAGGAUGACAUUUCUGCUAAGAAUUACAUCUUGAAGAAAUACUUGAACGAAAACCCUGACCCAGAGAGAACUUGCUACUCUCAUUUUACAACUGCCACAGAUACUGAGAACAUUAAGCUUGUGUUCUGCGCCGUCAAGGACACCAUCAUGCAGAACGCUCUCAAAGAGUUCAACUUGGCUUAAAAAUUGGAUUUCGGCUGAUUUUAUUGAUUUAAUUUUGAAUUAUUUCAUCUCCCUUAUUUAUGUUAUUAAAUUUGUUUUGCUGAUCCAGCAAAAAUCCACCCCGGCUUCUCUGAUAUUUCUUGUAUAAAUGAAAAUGGCAGCGAUGAAUAAAAUAAGUUAUAAAAUGUUUAA